GAUAAUAAUAUUAUUAUUUUUCUAGCGCCUCUCACACCACGCCUCACCCAUCUCCUCCCGCGCCACUACCUCCUCCACUGAGAGAGAGAACAAACGCCAUGUCCUCUUCUCUUUCGUGCGCCACCUCCUUGUCGCUAGGGUUUCGCCGCUCCCCUCCUCUCCGAACCCGAACUCUCACGGCGGCCCCGUCGCUCCCGCCCCUCUCCAACCUCCGCCCUAUCUUCCACGAUUCCUGGCUUGCAGGUGCAGCAAGUUCGAGUUCGAGGCACCGAGCACAGGUUGUUUUUGCUUCAGAUUCAAGCUCUUCUGCCCCAGAAGCUUCAGGCAAAAGCAAAGCUAAUAAGAGCAAUGAGGCGGCAGAUAACGGCCCCCCGCCCCUGACCGUUUUGGCCGCGUUUGUAGUUUUCCUUCUCUUUUGUUGGAUUGUUGGGUCCAUCGUUGUGUGGCUUGUUGGUUUGAUUAUGUAUGCGCCUCGCUCUUAAAUGUAGCCUCUACUAGUGUAUUAUAGCUACUGUUUGAUUGGGUAUUUCUUUUUUCUUUUUUUGUGAUUGGCUGUAUGCCUGUAUCUGGGAUUUUGAAAAGUUGUUCCUCUAUAAUAUUAUCCAAAUGGUUCAAUCUCUGGAUGCUUGUUACUGUACU
Molecule: messenger RNA, 639 nt
Organism: Ananas comosus (pineapple)
Lineage: Eukaryota; Viridiplantae; Streptophyta; Magnoliopsida; Poales; Bromeliaceae
Exons: 2
Coding region: 99-482 (127 amino acids)
Source: RefSeq, a predicted model, not a curated record